Fusarium poae is the source of this 735-nucleotide messenger RNA. RefSeq lists its product as uncharacterized. NCBI's taxonomy places the organism in Eukaryota, Fungi, Ascomycota, Sordariomycetes, Hypocreales, Nectriaceae. Gene Ontology annotation, molecular function: protein binding. The transcript has 3 exons. Bases 1 to 735 code for a protein of 244 amino acids. The record is from RefSeq and is a predicted model, not a curated record.
AUGGACUUUCACAAGACAAGGGCACGUAUAGUCGAGGCUCGUAAAAAGGGCGAGUUUACGGACUUUACAUUCAUUUGUGAGGGCGGAGACAUAGAUGUUCACAAAAUCAUCGUAUGCAGCCAGUCUCCGGUUUUUCGCGCAGCAUGUGCCGGUCAAUUUAAGGAAGCUCUGUCUGGAACCUACGAUUUGAUGUCUGAUCAGCCCGAGAUGGUCCAGCUCAUGGUCGACUAUCUCUAUACGGGCGACUAUUCGGUUGAUAUGAAUGGAGCGAGCGAAGAGGACACAGGCUACAAUUCGGCAGCUCUUUCUACACAUGCUGUGAUGUACUCCCUGGGCGACAAAUAUGACAUCGAGGGACUCAGAAAUCUAUCGACGCAGAAGUACUGCUCGGAAUUACAUGGAAGCUUGAGCACGAACGACUUUUUCUCAUCUAUCCCAUAUGUCUACACUCUGACACCCGAAAGCUCAAGGGAUCUUCGAGACCCAGUCUUGUCAUUCGCCCGGAACCUGUUGGGCGGUGAAGGGCCGACAACCCUGGGAUUUGUCCAAGAAGCGAUGGACGAGUUGUUCGUUGAGUGCCCGGAAUUUGUCAAAGAGCUUUUGUACUCUUUGCUACAGUCUCCCUUGAUGGGUUACUGCCCCUGUACUGGCACCAGAGAUAUGGUAUCUAUUGAAGCGAGAGAAUGCCGUUGUAGGAAAUGUGGCAAAAGUGGUGCCAGUCUGAGGAGACCGUAG